ACGCCUGGAUGCAAACCUUAUCUCUGUGGUGCCCGAGAAGAGCUUUGAGGGGCUGCUCUCCUUGCGUCACCUGUGGCUGGACGAUAAUGCCCUGACGGAGAUCCCUGUCCAAGCUCUGAACCACCUGCCAGCGCUGCAAGCCAUGACCCUGGCUCUCAACCAGAUCUGGCACAUUCCCGAUUAUGCCUUCCAGAACCUCAGCAGCCUCGUGGUGCUGCACCUGCACAACAACAGAAUCCAAAGCCUGGGAGCCAAUGGCUUUGAUGGGCUGCACAGCUUGGAAACCCUGGAUCUAAACUACAAUGAGCUGCUGGAAUUCCCUGGGGCUAUCAGGACGCUGGGCCGACUGCAGGAGCUUGGUUUUCAUAACAACAACAUCAAAGCUAUUCCAGAGAACGCAUUUGUUGGGAAUCCCCUCCUCCAAACAAUCCAUUUUUAUGACAAUCCCAUCCAGUUUGUUGGACAGUCUGCUUUCCAGUACUUGCCAAAGCUCCACACUCUGUCACUCAAUGGUGCAACAGACAUCAGAGAAUUCCCAGACCUUAAAGGCACCACCAGCCUAGAAGUUUUGACCUUGACCCGGGCAGGCAUCCAUUUACUCCCCAGAGGGAUGUGCCAGCAGCUGCCCAGCCUCCGAGUCCUAGAACUGUCACACAACCAAAUCGAAGAUCUGCCCAGUUUCCACCGGUGUCAGCGGCUGGAGGACCUUGGUCUCCAGCACAACAGGAUCCAUGAAAUCAGAGCAGACACCUUUGUGCAGCUGAUGGCCCUGCGCUCCAUAGACCUGAGCUGGAAUUACAUCCAGUUUAUUCACCCUGAAGCCUUUGUGACCCUGCACUCACUCACCAAGCUGGACUUGACUGAUAACCGGCUGGUCACGCUGCCUCUGGACGGUUUGGGUGGACUGACCCAUCUGAAGCUCCAAGGCAACCCAGCUCUCUCCGAGCCCUUCACCAAGGAGAGCUUCCCCAAAAUGAGAGUCCUCGAGGUACCUUACGCCUACCAGUGCUGUGCCUAUGGGAGCUGCAGCAGCUUCUUCAAGAUGUCCGACCAAUGGGAGGCAGAAGACAUGAGCCCUGAGGAGGAGGAUCCCCACAAGAGGACUAUGGAAUUGUUUCCAGGUCAUGCUGAUAAUCACUAUGACCUAGAUGCAGAUGACCUCCAGCUGGACCUUGAGGAAGCAAAGCUGCACCCCACUAUUCAGUGCACACCAAGCCCCGGUCCCUUCAAGCCUUGUGAUCACUUGUUUGAGAGCUGGAUCAUCCGCCUGGGAAUCUGGGUCAUUGUUCUGGUCUCCAUGCUCUGCAACGGGCUGGUCAUUCUGGCUGUCUUUGCCUCUCCCAGCUACCUCUCUCCAGUUAAGUUCAUCAUCGGCUCCAUAGCUGGAGCCAAUAUGCUGACCGGCAUUUACUGCAGUAUGCUGGCUCUCGUCGAUGCCCUGACCUACGGCCAGUUUGCCAAAUAUGGUGCCAGAUGGGAGACUGGUGCAGGCUGCACAGUGACAGGGUUCCUGUCGGUGUUUGCCUCUGAGGCUGCCAUCUUUCUGCUAACAUUGGCUGCCGUGCAGUGCAGCAUUUCAGUCUCCUGUGUGCGGGGCUAUGGAAAGUCACCCUCCUUAGGCAAGGUCAAGGCUGCUGCCUUUUGCUGCCUGUUGCUGUCCUCUGUGGCUGCCGUUCUGCCUCUCUUCUCCAUUGGGGAAUACGGAGCAUCCCCUCUCUGCCUCCCGUAUCCCAUCCCGGAUGGGAAACCCGCUACCCUGAGCUUCACUGUGGCCUUGGUGAUGACAAACAUGCUCUGCUUCCUGACUAUCACGGGCACGUACAUCCGACUCUAUUGCAACCUGCUGAAGGGGGAGUUCAGUGCUGUCUGGGACUGUGCCAUGGUCAAGCAUGUGGCCUGGCUGAUCUUCACCAACUGCCUCCUCUACUGCCCAGUGGCCUUCCUCACCUUCUCCUCCACACUCAACCUCUUCCUCAUCACCCCAGAGGUCAUCAAAUCCAUCCUCCUUGUGGUCCUGCCCCUGCCUGCCUGCCUGAACCCCUUGCUCUACCUGCUCUUCAACCCCCACUUCAGAGAUGACCUCCGCCUGCUGAGGCAGAAGGGCCAGGACAAGGGGAGCUACCCCCAGUCCUGCGGGGUUGAUGACAUUGAGAAAAGCUCCUAUGACUCCACCCAGGCUCUGGUGAGCUUCUCUGACAUUGACCACAUAUUCGAGACACCUGAUUCCUUGGGAGUGCACCCCAUCCUUGACAGCUACAGCUUCCCCUCCAUGACGCUUGUCCCCUGCCAGCAAAGGGUGGGCACCAGGGGGAAGGAGAGGUGCUUCUCUGAGCAUUGUCCCUGCCUCAGUGACAGUGAGGUUCUAAUCACUUCAGAGAGUCCAGAUCCUGCUGGCAGCAGCCUCCGGAUAGCCUUCUUCUCCUCCUCACCCACACCACCCUACACGUCUCACUUAUAA
This is a messenger RNA of Pelecanus crispus (Dalmatian pelican), 2458 nucleotides long. The record is from RefSeq and is a predicted model, not a curated record. Lineage: Eukaryota; Metazoa; Chordata; Aves; Pelecaniformes; Pelecanidae.